This is a messenger RNA of Dromaius novaehollandiae (emu), 1437 nucleotides long. RefSeq names its product neurexophilin 4 (gene NXPH4). Bases 89 to 901 code for a protein of 270 amino acids. Gene Ontology annotation, molecular function: signaling receptor binding. Lineage: Eukaryota; Metazoa; Chordata; Aves; Casuariiformes; Dromaiidae. The transcript is spliced from 2 exons. The record is from RefSeq and is a predicted model, not a curated record.
CUUUCUUCCUGCCUCCCCUGGCCGCCGCCUCCCUCCUCCGCCCGCCCUGCCGCGCUCCCUCCAUCCCGGGAGCCCGCGGAGCCCCGCGAUGCUCCGCCGCCGCCUGCCCCUGCUCGGGCCCUGGCUGCUGCUGCAGAUGGUCUGUGCCCAGGGCCACCUCACCAAGACCCUGGGCUACCUGGAGCUGGGCACCUCUGGCCUCCUCAAGGACGUGCCCUACGGCAACCUGAAGCCCCCCGCGCUAGAGCCCGGGCGGCUGGUGCCGGGCGAGCUGCUGCGGGGCGCGGGGCAGCCUGCCAGCCCUGCGCGUGGCCCCUGGGACUGGCAGAGGAACCAGACGGCAGGUGGGGUGCCGAGCCCCCGGGCCCGGCACAAGCCCCUGCUCAAGGCUGCCCGUGCCAAGAAGAUCUUCGGCUGGGGCGACUUCUACUUCAACAUCAAGACGCUGAAGUUCAGCCUGCUGGUGACGGGGAAGAUCGUGGACCACAUCAACGGCACCUUCAGCGUCUACUUUCGCCACAACUCUUCCAGCCUGGGCAACGUCUCGGUGAGCAUCGUGCCGCCCUCCAAGGCGGUGGGCUUCGAGGUGCUGCUGCCAGCGCCUGCCGCACUCCCACGUCCACCACCCCCACAGAGCACCCUGCCCCAGGGCCGCCCCAAGGCCCUCAACUGCCACGUGGAGUACGAGAAGACCAACCGGGCACGCAAAAACAAGCCCUGCCUCUACGACCCCUCCAAGGUGUGCUUCACCGAGCACACGCAGAGCCAUGCCGCCUGGCUCUGCGCCAAGCCCUUCAAGGUCAUCUGCAUCUUCAUCUCCUUCCUCAGCAUCGACUACAAGCUGGUCCAGAAGGUCUGCCCCGACUACAACUUCCAGCAUGACAACCCCUACUUCGGCUGACGGUCCCCGUGGCGGGAUGGAGGGUGGGAUGGCGACAGGGUGCACAGGGCAGGUGGCAGGUUUCGGUGUGUGACGGGGAGCGAGCGCCAGUGUGCCACCGUGCCUGGGAGCAGCCAGCUGCAGCGGGGGGAAGGGGGGGGGGGGCUUUUCUUGUUUGUGCGGAUGUGUGAGAUGUGCAUGUGCAUGCACGUGUGGAUGCACGUGUGCACACUCACGUGUACCUGUGUGUUUCUGUGUGCGGCCACACAUGUGCAUGCUGGCCAUCAUGCCUGUGCGGGCACCCGUCCCAGGUAUUUUGGAGCCUUUCCCUGGUCCCAUUUGUCCCUCCUUGGCCGGGAGAACCCAGGCCAGGGGUGGACUUCGGGGCGCCAGACUAAGCCCCCAGCGCCCUAUGGAGAUUCCUCCAUGCUGUGCCCACCACCCGCCAGCUCCUGCCCUCACUCAGCUCUGGGCAGAGGCUUCUUCAUAUUUUUUUAAGAAAAUCAAAAUGAAAAAGUGGAAAAUUAAAAAAAAAAUAAAAAAAAAUUGGAAAGCUU